This is a messenger RNA of Acanthosepion pharaonis, 2079 nucleotides long. Lineage: Eukaryota; Metazoa; Mollusca; Cephalopoda; Sepiida; Sepiidae. The record is from the annotation of a GenBank genome assembly.
AUGAGCGAGUGCUCGACCCCUGAUAAACCGUCUAAAGCCCGAGCGAACAUAAAAUUCUUACUGAUCCAACCCGUCAAUAUCGAGUUGAGUCAUGCCUUAACGGUAUGUGGCGGUAACAGAGGUUUCCAUGGUAACAAGCGCUGCGCCAAUGACAUUUCGACACCCAUGGCAAAAGUUCAUUUUUCCAACGCAACAGAAGAAGAAGCCCAGUGGAUCAAAGCCUACAACAGACUUCAAGGCACAAACCGGCCGGCUUUUCAAAUGGACAAUGCAUGGUUGACUAUCAACAGCAGUGUACACUUCGACAUCACUAUCUUCUCACAAGAUACUGACUGCUAUAAAUGCCCUUUGCUCGAAACAGAUUUCGCUCCUGGUAAAGAGACCACGACGAUCCUGAUACCGUCAGUUCGACCAAUGGUUGUAAAAUUGGCUAAAGUAAUGCCAGGGAAUCAUUUGGAACCAUUCUGCAACAUGACGCAUCACUUUUUGGAAAGGGGAGAUUACUGGAUGUUCGUCAACUACACAAGUUAUUCUGAUGGCUACUGUAAAAUUUUACGAAUCAACAAUCCACCUGAUAACAAUUAUCCGAUUCUUUACGUGUUUGGUGGCCUGCUUGGUGUCGCCAUUUUCUGGUCUUUUAUCAAAUUCAUUUACAGGAAUCGGUCGCAGAAGUCAGCAUGUUGCAAAAAAGCUGCCGUGUCUCCAAACCGGGAGCCAGCAGAACACAGUACAGAACUGGCGGAAGCGGCAAAUGGUGAAGAGCCAAAAGACAUAGAGAAAGAGAAUGAUCUAAACGAAGAAAAAGUGCAAGAAAAAGAUACAGAAAAGGCGAAAGACAUUGAAGAAAUUAAAAAAGAGACGGCCGAUGUGGCCAAUGGAGAUAAGGCAGUCGAAACUAAAAAAAAGAAACGCCUUCAUUCGUUGGACACGUUACGAGGUAUUGCCAUUAUUCUCAUGGUAUUUGUCAAUUAUGGUGGCGGUGGUUAUUACUUCUUUGAACAUGCGCAGUGGAAUGGCCUCACACUAGCUGAUCUUGUCUUUCCUUGGUUUAUUUUCAUCAUGGGUACAGCAAUGAAUUUCUCUUUCCGUGGUUUGCUCCGUCGAAAAGUUUCCCGCUGUAAAAUAUUACUGAAAGUCCUUCGACGUGCCAUAAUCCUCUUUGCCCUUGGUAUUUGGCUCAAUACGGCUUGGGGACCUGUCGAAUUAAAUAACAUAAGAAUCCCUGGUGUUCUCCAAAGGUUUUCACUUACCUACUUUUUUGUGGCUCUCAUGGAAACAGUGUUUGCUCGGGCAGAGGAUAAACACAAAACUGCUCCAUGGGCAGCAUUUCGAGACAUUUUUCUUUAUUGGCCAGAAUGGUUACUUAAUUUUGCCAUCUUGGCUGUACACCUGGGUAUCACAUUCGCUUUACCAGUACCUGGAUGUCCCACUGGAUAUCUUGGACCUGGCGGUAUAAGCGAAAAUGGCUUGUAUUUUAAUUGCACUGGUGGAGCUGCACAGUACGUGGAUAGAUUGGUACUGGGUGAGAAUCACAUUUAUCAGCACCCAACCUUCAAGGAAAUCUACAAAACAACAAGACCAUACGAUCCGGAAGGCAUCUUAGGAAUUCCAACAUCUAUCUUUUUGUGUUUCCUUGGAGUUCAGUCAGGCCGAAUCCUAAUGACUUUUACAGGCCAUCGAGAGCGCAUCUUCAGAUGGAUUAUAUGGGCCGUGAUUACCGGUGCCAUCGCUGUUGCAUUGUGCAAAGCCUCGGUCAAUGAUGGAGUAAUUCCGAUCAACAAGAAUUUAUGGUCUACGUCAUUUAUCCUUAUAAAUGCCAGUUUUGCAUUUAUCCUUUUAACUAUUCUCUACAUUUUCAUCGACGUCCUUGGAUGGUGGUCCGGUCGUCCAUUCACAUACACAGGCAUGAACUCAAUUGUGAUUUACUGCGCCCACAACAUUUUCGCUAAUUAUUUCCCAAUUAAUUGGACGAUUGAGAAAAUCCACUGGAAAUUGUUGCUGCUGGAUACAUGGGGCACGGCAUUCUGGGUAAUCGUUGCCUUCAUUCUCUACAAAAAGAAAAUAUUUGUGUCCCUUUGA